Molecule: messenger RNA, 932 nt
Organism: Formica exsecta
Lineage: Eukaryota; Metazoa; Arthropoda; Insecta; Hymenoptera; Formicidae
Product: phospholipid phosphatase 6-like
Exons: 4
Coding region: 159-782 (207 amino acids)
Molecular function (GO): sphingosine-1-phosphate phosphatase activity
Source: RefSeq, a predicted model, not a curated record
AGCUCUGAACUAGUGCAGCUGGUUCAGCUAUAAAGAACAGAUCCAUGGUUUUGAUGGCCGCAAGCCUCAACACAAAUGUGAGAUUCAUUGAAACGAUAGUGAUUUUUAAAUAUUUUACUUAUCAACUGUAUUUCAGUCAACUCUAGGUAGAAGACAAUAUGGAAGAGAAAAGAGAAAUCCCAUCGACUUUAAGGACGAUUCUAGCAGUUGAUGCUUAUUUAACUAACGCUUUUGUAAAUUGGGCGCAACAAUUUUUAGCUUUGAGACAACUAAAAACACAUCGCACAUUCUUAAAGAUAUCAUGUCAUAGUAUAUUAUGGCUAGCAACUAAUCUUGUAUUGAUUUGGGCUUUUAACAAAUCUGACUUAUAUCAGAUGCAAGUCAAUCUUUUCAUAGGUUUGUUGUUAGACAUUAUUUUAGUUGCUGUAUUGAAAGCGGUAGCAAGAAGGAGACGGCCUACAACUAAUGACAAUCUCUCUUUGAAGAAAGAUUCUUUUCCAUCCGGAAAUGCAGCACGUGUGGCAUUUAUCACAUAUUUUCUUCUCAAUCUAUGGCCUAUACCGUUAAUAUGUGUGCCACCAUUAUUAGCGUGGUCCUUUUCCGUAUGCAUGUCCAAACUUCUGAUGAGAGAGCAUCACAUAGUCGAUGUUUUGGCAGGGAUAGCUCUUGGUAUCUUCGAAGGUAUGCUAAUAGGAUACAUAUAUUUGGAACGAGAAACUUGCACCAGUUUAGUUUGGUGGAUUACUGAUGAAAAAAUUUCGGGAGCUGAGUAUGAUGUCUAAUAAAGUUAUUUUUCUCUGCUAGGAAAUAUUCCUAUAUUAGAGAAUAUUUCACAUUAUUUUUUUUUAUAUUGUUGAAUUUGUGCGAUUGUAUGUGUGAUAUUUAAGAUAUUAGAUAUUUUAUCAAAAUAAUUUUGAGACACGUAUAUGUAU